Molecule: messenger RNA, 1788 nt
Organism: Musa acuminata AAA Group (dessert banana)
Lineage: Eukaryota; Viridiplantae; Streptophyta; Magnoliopsida; Zingiberales; Musaceae
Product: cell division cycle 20.2, cofactor of APC complex-like
Exons: 1
Coding region: 338-1624 (428 amino acids)
Biological process (GO): anaphase-promoting complex-dependent catabolic process; positive regulation of anaphase-promoting complex-dependent catabolic process; positive regulation of ubiquitin protein ligase activity
Cellular component (GO): anaphase-promoting complex
Molecular function (GO): ubiquitin ligase activator activity; protein binding; anaphase-promoting complex binding
Source: RefSeq, a predicted model, not a curated record
UCUCGUCCUCUCGGCUCUCGACUCUCGACUCUCGGCGAUCUCGUCGUUCUGCGAAGGUCGGAACUGCUCUCCGACGAACACGAACGGGCACAGCUGCGAGGGUCCUUCCCUUCGAUUUUUAUUGCGGUGAUCUCAUUCCUUUCUUUUUUCUCUUGUUUCGUUUCGCUUGGUUCUUCAUCCGUCGAAAUUUUGAUUAGGGUUCAGAAUUUUUGUUGGUCUUGGGGUUCUUUUAAUCGAUUCUUGGUUGUCGACUUUCUUGUGGGAAGAUCGAUCUUUCUGGUUUUCUCGAUCGUUUUUCGUCACCUAGCCAGUCUCGUUCUGGUUUCGAUUGGAAAAUAUGUCUUCUUCGCGUUCUAGGCGUGUGGAGUACGACCGCUUCAUCCCGUUCCGGUCGGCGAUGGACAUGGACUACGCACGCUUUGCCCUAACCGGGCCUUCGAGACCGCAGCGUGAUGGUUCGAGGGAAUCCCCAUCGAGCGUGGCGUACCAAAAGCUUCUUGACGAGUGCAUUUUGAAGAACAGGUCUCGUAUCCUCGCUUUCAAGACUGCACCUGAAGCGUCGGCCAGCAAGCUGCCCGAGUUUGACGAGCCCAUUCGGCCGCAGAAGAAGCAGCAGAGGCGAAUCCCUAAAGAACCAGAGAGGGUUUUGGUAAUCCACGGCUUGUUGGAUGAUAAUGUUUUGAAUCUCCUCGACUGGGGAAGCAAUAAUGUGUUGGCGAUUGGCCUUGAGGACGCAGUGUAUCUCUGGGACGCUGCAAACGAGUCGACUAAGCUUCUACAACCCGAAGAAGACAGAGGACCUAUCACUUGCAUCCGCUGGUCGCCAGACUGUGCAGUUCUUGCUGUCGCAUUUGGCAAUUCAGAUUUAUCCCUGAUCGAUACAGCAACAGGACAUGUCGUGGAUGGGAUGGAAGAUGAGAACCAGGCCCCUGUGUUGUCAUUUGCGUGGAGAAGUAAUUCAAUCUUGACAGUCGGAAGAUUUGAUGGCACUGUUGUUGAUUAUGACUUUAGAAAGGAUGACAUGUUCAUCUGUUUCUAUAAUGGGCAUCGGCGUGGAGUUUGUAGUCUUAAAUGGUCCGUGUUGUCAGGGCGGUAUUUGGCGAGUGGAGGGCAGGACAAACUAGUGCACAUAUGGGAUGCCUGCAUGCCUGUCUCACGUGACCAUCCACGUCAACGUCAAUGGCUUCACAGGAUCAGCAGCCACACUUCCAUUGUGAAGGCCGUUGACUGGUGCCCAACUCGGAGCAACCUGCUGGCUUCUGGUGGAGGUUGCAAUGAUCAUUGCGUUAAGUUUUGGAACACCGUUAAUGGUGCUUGCUUGAACUCGAUUGAUGCUGGCUCUGAAGUUUGUGCUUUGCUAUGGGACAAAAACAAAUCUGAAUUACUGACCUCUCAUGGUUCGCCGAACAAUCAACUCACCUUGUGGAAUUACCCAUCCAUGACGAGAGUGGCUGAGGUUUCCGGUCAUUCAUCCCGGGUUCUUUCCUUGGCUGGGAGUCCACUGGGAGGUGUAGUAGCUUCUGCAGCAGUAGAUGAGACAGUCAGGUUUUGGAAUAUCUUUGAGACUCCCAAAAUAACAAAACCUGAACUGCCCUUUGCCCAAUUUAAUGUUCUCAUAAGAUGAAAAGGCGGAUAGGUGGAAAUGAUUAAGAUUCCAAAUGAAAGACUUCUCUAGUGCUUGACAUGAAGAUCUGUUGUUGGUAACAUUGCAAUGGGAAGUUUCGUGGUGUCAAAGAGGCAGCACAUUUUCAUACAAGCGUAUGGAUUCGAGAUCUUCAAAUAUGAGCG